UAGAGCAGGAGACAAACGCGGAGAGGGGACGCAGACGAAGGGGAUUACUCAUUGUAAGAACGCUGCGUUCAGCUUUCGCUAUUGUCAGGCAGAAAUGGCUUUCCAGCCGCGGAGUAUUUAGUAAAGCAGAUUGUUUCCUUACACCCCGCGGUGGGUUCUUGUGACAGCUGACGGCGACAAGCUGCUUGGGGACGACGGGAUCUCGCAGGUGACUGAAGAUGUGGCACCUGGCGAGGAGCAAAGACACACUUGGAUCACGGCGACCUGACAUGAGGACGUGUGCGUAAACAUGGGGCGCGCAGAAGCCAGACGGAGGAUGCGGCUGGUUCUGGCUGCCGCAACUCUUCUGAGUUCUCUGUCAGGUGUGAGCAGCUCCCAAGGUCCAGAACAAGCGCACCGCCGCCCGAAGAGAGGCUGGAUCUGGAAGCAACUGCUGGUCCCAGAGGAGGACCCCACUCUCCGCGUCAUCGGCCAGCUCAAGUCCGACUCCGAUCGAGGCCAGGGCACCAUCAAGUACAUCCUGUCAGGAGAGGGCGCCGGCGACACGUUUCAGAUUGACGAGUACUCUGGAGAGAUCCGAACGCUGAAGAAGCUGGACCGAGAGGAGAAGGCCUUCUACGUUCUUCAGGCUCAAGCCAUCAACCGCAGGACCAAUGAACCCGAAGAGCCUCAGUCCGAGUUCAUCAUCAAGGUGCAGGACAUCAACGACAACGUGCCGCAGUUCCUCAAUGAGCCGUACGUCUCCAGCAUCCCGGAGAUGUGCAAGAUCGGGACGACCGUGGCACAGGUGACUGCCACCGACGCAGAUGAUCCCAUGUUUGGAAACCAUGCCAAGCUGAUCUACUCCGUCCUCCAGGGGGACCCCUACUUCUCUGUGGAGCCAAAAACCGGCAUCAUCGUAACGUCGUGGCCAAACAUGGACCGCGAGGCGAAGGAGCAGUACCUGGUGGUGGUCCAGGUGAAAGACAUGCUAGGACUGAGCGGCGGCUACUCGUCCUCCACCACAGUCACCGUCACCUUGACUGACGUCAACGACAACGGACCCACUUUCCAGCACCACUUGUACACCUUCGCUGUCCCUGAAAACGCACCGCUGGGCACCACGGUGGGCCGGAUUAUGGCGGACGACAAUGACAUCGGCAUCAACGCCAAAAUGACCUACAGUCUGGAGGACGACCUGGAGGAAAGCUCCACUUUCAUCAUCCAAACAGACCCGGCGACACAGGAGGGGGUGAUUGUGCUGGCCAAGCCUUUGGACUUUGAAACCAAGCGACGCUUCGUCAUGGCUGCCGAGGCGUUCAACGACCACAUCGACACCCGCUACCUCCCACUGGAUGAGUUCAGGGACAGGACGACCUUGAAAAUAGUCGUGGAUGACGUCGACGAGCCGCCGGUUUUCCUGUCGGAGCUCUACGAGUGGAAAGUUCCGGAGAACGCGGCAGUGGGAACUCUGGUCGGCACAGUGAGUGCCAGAGACACUGACACAGUCAACAGUGCCAUCAGGUAUUCGCUUGACAAAAGGAGCGACAACGCCAAACCUUUUAGAAUAGACCCAAUCAACGGGACAGUGACAGUCGCUAAAGCGCUGGACCGUGAGGCGACAAACUGGCACAACGUGACUGUUGAAGCUCAAGAAACAACGCCAAACCAUUUAUCCUCGUCUGUGGUGGCGUUCAUCAAAGUGCUGGACAUAAACGACAAUGUGCCGCGGCUCGCGAGAGAUUACCAGCCGUAUAUCUGCGAGGGAGCGCAGGCGGGAGAGCUCAUUCAGAUGCUCAGCGCCGUGGAUCCCGACGACCCGGUAGAAGGACACCACUUCUACUUCUCGAUGGUCCCGGAGAAGCAGAUCAAUCCCAACUUUACUAUUCGAGAUAAUCAAGACAACACCGCAAGCAUCGUGGCUCGCAGGAGCACUUUCACCCGAAAGGACAGAACCCAGUACCAUCUGCCGGUGGUGGUGACCGACAGUGGCUCGCCCCCUCUGUCCAGCACCAGCACCCUGACUGUGCGCGUGUGCAGCUGCCAGCCUGCCGGUCACUGCCCUGCUGGAGGGGUGGAGGCGCUCUCUCUGUCCAUGGGGGUCAGUCUGCAGACCCUGCUUGGGCUGCUGGUCUGCCUGGUGACCGUAACAGCGCUGUCAGUCGUGAUGCUGAUGCUCAGACGACGCCGGCGGAAACAGCAGGAGGGAGCGGAGGUGGAGGUGGAGCUGCCGGAGACGGUGUCACAAAAGGUGCUGUACUACGGGGAGGAGAGGAGAGGCGGGGCGGGGGGGAACCAGGGCUCCUGCCAGCCUGCCGUCCCGCUUCGCCCACACCCGCGCAGGCGAGAGAGGAGGCUCCGACGCGAGGACAUCCGCGCCAGCAUACGCAUGUCCAUGAGGGAGUCUCACCUGAUCGGGCCGGAGGACGAGGUCUUCCGGCAGUUCAUCCUGGAGCGGCUGGCUGAGGCGGACGAAGACCCCUACGUGCCCCCGUUUGACUGCCUCAGGACCUACGCUUAUGAGGGGUCAGGGUCUCCAGCUGGAUCUCUGAGCUCCCUGGAGUCUUACAACUCGGACUGCGAGACGGUGACGCUUCCGAGGCCGAACUUGGUCAGACUCACGCCGUGGUACGGAAACGAGGAGGACACCACAUUCUGAGGGUGAAACUCUUCUCUCUUUGAACGUUACGAUUCCUUUUCGGAAGACGUGAAGCCAAAGCCCCAGAACUCUCUGUCUGCACUCUCACCAUAAGAGGGGAAUAUAAAGCUGAAACGGGAGCCAAAGUGCUUUGGGACCUUCUUCUGUUUUGUGUUUUGUUCUUCCCACAGCCAGGUGUUACUGACAUGUGACUCAUUUUACUCCACAAACCUAUUUGGGAAAAGCUUGUAUAUCACCCAGACCGUGAACAAUUUACGAGAUUUAUAUGGACGAACUUCAGUUUGAGGUUUUUUCCAAUUUAUAUUGUCAGUAAAGUCGACAGUUGGAAGCACCAGGCUGUUUUUUUUUCCCCUGAGAAUAAGCUAUUUUUACCAUCCGAUUCUCCUGGUUCACAUGUUUGUGAUGUUUUUCUUCCAAUACUUGUUUGUAUCAGUUUGAAUGCGCUUUGCAGUCCAUUAAGCUUUUCAUUGAUUUCCUCUUUUAGCAAAGCUUGUGCUCCAUGAGGGAGUCAUUAAAAGAUGAUCUGAUAAU
Molecule: messenger RNA, 3169 nt
Organism: Synchiropus splendidus (mandarinfish)
Lineage: Eukaryota; Metazoa; Chordata; Actinopteri; Syngnathiformes; Callionymidae
Gene: cdh19
Product: cadherin 19, type 2
Exons: 12
Coding region: 290-2638 (782 amino acids)
Biological process (GO): cell morphogenesis; adherens junction organization; homophilic cell-cell adhesion
Cellular component (GO): adherens junction; plasma membrane; catenin complex
Molecular function (GO): calcium ion binding; cadherin binding
Source: RefSeq, a predicted model, not a curated record